Messenger RNA from Trematomus bernacchii (emerald rockcod), 2491 nucleotides. Its product is annotated as synaptogyrin-3-like. NCBI's taxonomy places the organism in Eukaryota, Metazoa, Chordata, Actinopteri, Perciformes, Nototheniidae. The record is from RefSeq and is a predicted model, not a curated record. Bases 397 to 1110 code for a protein of 237 amino acids. The transcript has 4 exons. Gene Ontology annotation, cellular component: synaptic vesicle membrane; neuromuscular junction.
UUCCACUGAGAAUGAAUCAAUGUUAAUUAAUAGUCUAUCGAACUAGCCCUUCUGUAAUUAUAACAAUAAACAGGUUUGUGGAACUUUGGUUUGCAUUAUGCAUUUGCAAGCAUGUAAUAGGCUAUCUAUCCACUUGUAGGGGGCGUCUUCCUUUCAAAACAGUAUUUAAAAAAAAAACAUAAACCAAAAAAAAAACAAUAAAUGAAACAAGGUUGAACACAAAGCAAUGGUCAGAAUUGAAUAAAAACCCAUAAUGGUAAUUGCCAGUGUGUUCUGCGGUCUGUCCUUCGGUGACGCGGUGUGACUUCACUCGGAGGCUGAGCAGCACGCUCCGCGCAGCUCGCACCGACUCCUCUGCUUCUCUCUGCGGGCGCCAGGCUGCACUAAGCCGGAGGGAUGGAGUCAGCGGGCGCGUACGGAGCCGGUAAGGCCGGCAGCGUCACCUUCGAUCCGGUCGCAUUCUUCACGCAUCCCCGGACAGUGCUCAGACUGAUGUCGUGGGUCUUCUCCAUGGUGGUGUUCAGCUGCAUCGUGAACGAGGGCUACAUCAACAUCGGCAGCGAGCGUUUGCUAUGCGUCUUCAACAACAACGCUGACGCCUGUAACUUUGGUGUUACCAUAGGCGUGGCCUGUUUCCUCGGCAGCAUCUUUUUCCUGAUCCUGGACGUUUACUUCCCCUCCAUCAGCAGCGUCAAGGACAGAAGACGGGCUGUCCUGCUGGACCUCGUCUUCUCUGGUCUUGCCAGCUUCCUAUGGUUUGUUGGCUUCUGUUUUCUGGCCAAUCAGUGGCAGGCUACCUCUCCAGACGAGCUGCCAUUGGCCCAAGGCUCCGACGCCGCCAGAGCCACCAUCGCUUUCUGCUUCUUCUCCAUCCUGACCUGGGCUGUAUUGACCCUGAGCGCACUGCGGCGCUUCUUAACCGGAAGCAACAGAAACUUGUUCACAUGGCAACACCUGGAGCCUCCCGCGGGCAGCGCUCGAGCCACACCGUACCCUAUCGCUAACGGAGCUACCAUAGUAACCACUAACCCCUAUCAGGCUCCGCCCUUCACUGAGACCCUGGACCCCCAGAAGCUCACACAGCAGAGACCUGUGGCCCCUGCCUUCUAGAGACAGACAAACAGAGGUGUGUGUUGAGUGACACUGCGUACGACCAUACACCCAUGCGUACAACGCGGGCACGGACUACUUCCUGCCUCGCUGAUAAAUGGUUUUCCACCCUCUCAUGGGAUUGGCGAGAUUUAGGGUCAUGUGACGAUGUAUGAGCUAUUUUCACCAUGGCAACUGCUGGCUCAGCUUAGAUAGUUGUAACUCUGUGUGUCGAGAAUACUGUCUUCUGUUAAUGCAUACACACUCACACACACAGAUAUAGAUGCACGGAAACACAGCUGUACUCACUCACCACUGGAUAUAAACACCUGGAAACACAAAUGUAUACACACCUGGAGGCACACACACACACACACACACACACACACACACACACACAUACACACACACACACACACACACACACAUACACACACACACACCCUGACUGCAUGUUCAUACGGCGAGGUGCAGAGUAACGUUAGAUGUAGAUCAGUGAUGAUGCUUCAUCUGCCUUAUGAAGGGAUACAAAGUAUUUAGUGAAGGAAGUAUUGAGGACAGUGAAGCUGUGUAGCUACUGUUUACUACUCAGUCAGUCCGCCCAAUCAGAAGCUGCCCUGCAGACAUGUGGCACUUGAUUGGCUGUUUCAAGAAAGGCAGGCAGCUUGACAAAUAGACUGCUUGGAUAUGAGCGAGGGGCGGCAGAAAUCCUUAUAUUUUCUUGGCAAGAAAAUAAAGGCAAGACAGCUUAAUGCAUUCUGAAUGCUGUACGGUUUCAGUGUUAAAUAUUCAUGUGAUUCAAUAUUUUAUUGUGAUAUGAUGAAGUGGUCAAAUUAAUUAUGUAAAAAUAAAAUCUAUCCACCACCGCUAUCAGAGCUGUGAGUCUGCCUUUGUUCCUGUAAUCUUUAAAUAAUGUCAUAUUUGCUUCUUGCAAUGCGAGCAACUCAUUUUAAUAUGCUUAUGUAUUGACACCCAGAUCCAAGUAUGUGUUUUAUAUAUUACUCAACAUCUGCUGGAGGACCAUGACAAGCUAUUUUUAAUAAUUAACCCUAAAGAACUUUUGGAUUAAGCGAUUUAUGAUGAAAGACAUUAACAGGGUAUAUGCAGAUAUAUCCUUUUUUGAUUGUAAAACAUCUUAUUUAAUAUAGCACUUUUUUAAAUUUCAAGUAACAAAGUGCUUCACAAAGAUAGUAAAAUAAAAAAUAGACAGGUCAUAAAAUAUCAGAUUUAAAAGAAAAACGAUCGUUGUUGACCAUGUGACUCCAAAUCAAUACAGCAUUGUACAUGUAUACUGGACAAAUAAGACACACUUCUUACAAUGGGGUCCUAAUGCUUCUUUUUUAUGUGAAUAUUGUUGUUAUAACUCUUUGGUUUGUUAAUAAAAAAUAUUGAUUCCUUUCAA